Molecule: messenger RNA, 2231 nt
Organism: Glossina fuscipes
Lineage: Eukaryota; Metazoa; Arthropoda; Insecta; Diptera; Glossinidae
Product: glucose dehydrogenase [FAD, quinone]-like
Exons: 3
Coding region: 402-2162 (586 amino acids)
Molecular function (GO): flavin adenine dinucleotide binding; ecdysone oxidase activity
Source: RefSeq, a predicted model, not a curated record
GCAACGCACACUUGCCAUUGGCAUAAAUUAUUCAAAGACAUUGUAUACCGUUCGCUAAUUGAGAAUAAUGACGUUUCGAAGAGGUCGUCUUGGAAACAGUUUCAUAUAAAAUUAUUCUCUGUUCCUCUAAAGUGAUCUCGCGCUCAUUUUUCGCAUAACUUAAGCUUCCGUAGAGGCGUAAUAUCUGAAAGUGGGCACUAGAACAGUUACGUAUUGAUAACGAAUUACGUCAGUAAUGCAACAGAUUUUUAAUAUAAUUGAUAGGAGUACUAAUUAAGAUUUUCAGUUUUACGCUUUUUUUGGGCUUUUAUGCGAACACUCACAGUCGUGCUGUUAAUAAGUUUUGUGAAAGCUCAAGUGAUGGUAAAUGCCCUGCGCGUAGUGCGGGACCGGCGCAAGCCAUGUUAGGAUCUUUGCUGGAAGCUGUCGAGGCUGCUAAAUGUGAACUAAGCCGGGCCGAUAAAUGGCCCCCUGAUUAUGCAGAAGAGGUUUUAAUGCACGGUAUGCCUACCUAUGAUUACGUAAUAGUAGGUUCUGGUAGUGCUGGAUCGGUUGUAGCCAGCCGCUUAAGCGAAGAUCCUAACGUUACAGUUUUAGUUCUAGAGGCGGGCGAUGAUCCUCCUUUAGAAUCCGAGAUUCAUUCGCUCUCAUUAAGCUUACAAAAUACCUCAUAUACCUGGCAAGAUUAUGGUGCAUUCAAUCCCAGUUGUUGUCAGGCGAUGCGCAAAGGACGUUGCUAUUGGCCUCGCGGCAAAAUGAUUGGCGGUACUGGAGGCCUUAAUGGUAAUGUCUUUCUAUUGGGCAAAUCUAGUGAUUACGAUGAAUGGCAUCAAUUAGGUAAUGUGGGUUGGUCAUGGGAUAAUAUUGUUAAAUAUUAUCAAAAAUCCACUACAGACCGAGGCAAUGGCACUCAUUCUAUGGGCCAUCUAAUAAUUAAUUUUUUCCAACAUACCGAAAAUUAUAAGCAGCUGGUGGAUCUAAUGAAAACUGCGUCUUUGCAGUUGCCUAACGAAGAUUACAAUGCUGUAUAUGUGGAAAAUAGUACGGGCACUAUAGACCGUGGUGUACGCAUGAGUACGGGGAAAACUUAUUUAGGCAAAGUAGGGAAUUUGCGUACAAACGUGCAAGUGAUUAAAGGGGCGUUCGUGACUGGUAUAUCAACUGAUGUGAAUAAGCGGGUAACGGGUGUAGAUUUUUAUUUACGAUCUAUACCCUUGAACGUGUCAGUGAGAAAGGAAGUUAUUUUAAGUGCUGGUACUUUCGGCUCUCCCAAAAUUCUAAUGUUAUCGGGUAUAGGUCCCUCUCAAUAUUUACGAAACUUGAAUAUCAAACCUUUAGUCGAUCUGCCAGUCGGAGAAAAUCUACAAGAUCACGGCAUGAUGUCGCUGGGAUUGAAAUUCAAACGUAAUAUUCCCUCAAUGGAUAAUUACGAUGACGUUAACAGUAUUUAUGAGUAUUUUAUUAAUCAAGAUGGUCCACUGGCCGCCAGUUCCACUCUAAUCGGUUUCUUAAAUACUAAAAAAGGUGAUAAUGCCGACGUUAUGUUGAUAACACGUCUUAGCCGACCUACGUCUUCAUCAAAUAUAUUUAAAUUCUUACAAUUUAAAUCGGAAUUGGAAAAAGAAUUUCUGCAACAGACCGAAGGACAUAUUUUGUUGGAAUUUCAGGGUGUGCUAAUUAAACCAAAAACUCGUGGUGGUCUCAUAAAACUAAAAUCUAGUAAUUUUGACGAUGGUUUACUUAUACACAAUAAUUACGCUCAAGAUGCGGAAGAUCGCCAGUCCUUAUUGGGGUACAUACGUUACGUUCAGCAAUUGCUUCACACUCCUAAAUUUAAACACUAUGGUUUGGAAUUGUUACGUAUACCUUUGUCUGCAUGCGAUAGCUUGCCCUACGACAGCGAUGAAUAUUGGUAUUGUUAUAUAAGACAUUUCUUUAUUAGCGCUUGGCACCCGGUUGGAACAUGUCGUAUGGGUCCACCUGAUGAUCCAAAAUCUGUAGUGGAUCCGCGUUUACGGGUUAUAGGGGUAAAGGGGUUGCGUGUAAUCGACGCCAGCAUAAUGCCAGACAUAACGAGUGGAAAUACAAAUAUACCGACCAUAAUGAUAGCCGAGAAGGGUUCGGAUAUGAUUAAAGAGGAUGCUAUCGCCUUUGCUGAGUAAAAGUAUUACAAACCUAUUUGAGCAGUUUGGGUAUUAAUAGUUUAGCUAAAUUUUCCUAGUUAAUAAUUU